This is a messenger RNA of Pneumocystis murina B123, 711 nucleotides long. RefSeq lists its product as hypothetical. The coding region runs from base 1 to 687 and encodes 228 amino acids. Gene Ontology annotation, molecular function: metalloendopeptidase activity. The transcript is spliced from 4 exons. The record is from RefSeq and is a predicted model, not a curated record. Gene Ontology annotation, cellular component: extrinsic component of mitochondrial inner membrane. Gene Ontology annotation, biological process: mitochondrial protein processing; mitochondrial proton-transporting ATP synthase complex assembly. NCBI's taxonomy places the organism in Eukaryota, Fungi, Ascomycota, Pneumocystomycetes, Pneumocystales, Pneumocystaceae.
AUGGAAAAUAUACAUGAGAAUGUUUCCGAAGGAAGUGAUAAUAUAGACAAAUCGUUUUUGAGCUGGAGAAAUACGUUAAUGUAUGUUUUGGGUUUUGGAAUGGAUAAAAAUGGAAGAAAAAAGUAUGAAAAAAUCCGAGAUCAUGUGUAUAAAGAGCAAAUGAAUAAUCGCUGUGAGGAAUGGAAGAGAUAUUUGUUUAAGAACAGUCCAUCUGUGAGAUUUAUAGCAAAACAUUUGGAUUCUUUGAAAUCAGGUCUUUCAUUGAAUGAUAUUUUAUGUGUUCCAUGUGAUGAAAUGAAGAGUGGUUGGUUUGAUUCUUCUAAAGGGAUUUUUCUUUGUCAAAAUAAAAUUUGGAGUAAAUCUCAUAUGGAAGAUACAUUGGUGCAUGAAAUGAUUCAUGCGUAUGAUCAUGCAAAAUUUGUUGUUGAUAAAAAUAAUCUUAGACAUCAUGCUUGUAGUGAAAUACGGGCAGUAAGUCUUAGUGGAGAGUGCCGUUGGUGGAGAGAAUUUAAAAACGGCACAAUUGCUACAUUUCGUAAGCAUCAUCAGGAGUGUGUUAAGCGUCGAGCUAUACUUUCUGUUAUGGGACAUCCUGCGUGUAAAGAUAUGGAUCAUGCAAAACAAGUAGUAAUGCAAGUUUUUGAACCAUGUUUUGCUGAUACACGUCCAUAUGACGAAAUUUAUUAGAGUGGCUAAGAUCUAUCAUGGUAA